AGUUUGGCAAACAUGUUGACGGUUUUCUAACAUCGCAGGACUAGUGAUGUGGAAGACAAAAUCAGGGAAUUCAGCCUGUUUCCGAUCCUAUCUGUUGGUGUAGCUGUUGUCAUGGCAGCCAGCGCAGUCCCCAGUGACAACCUUCCCACAUACAAGCUUGUGGUGGUGGGAGAUGGGGGUGUUGGCAAAAGUGCUCUCACCAUCCAGUUUUUCCAGAAGAUAUUUGUGCCUGAUUAUGAUCCAACCAUCGAGGACUCUUAUCUGAAACACACUGAGAUUGAUGGCCAGUGGGCCAUCUUGGAUGUACUAGACACGGCAGGACAGGAGGAGUUCAGUGCCAUGCGUGAGCAGUACAUGCGAACGGGUGAUGGGUUUCUCAUCGUCUUCUCAGUGACAGACAAGGCCAGUUUUGAGCAUGUCGACCGCUUUCACCAGCUCAUCCUCAGGGUGAAGGAUCGGGAGUCUUUCCCGAUGAUCCUGGUGGCUAACAAAGUGGACCUGGUGCAUCUGCGGAAGGUGACUAGUGAGCAGGGCUUUGAGAUGGCUGCCAAGCAUAGUAUUACUUACAUUGAAACAAGUGCCAAGGACCCUCCGAUGAAUGUGGACAAAGCAUUUCAUGAGCUUGUCAGGGUAAUCAGGCAGCAGGUUCCAGAGAGAAGUCAGAAGAAGAAGAAAAAGAUGAAAUGGCGUGGUGAUCGGGCCACAGCCUCACACAAACUACACUGUGUUAUUUCCUGACUACCUCUCCUAUCUUCUCAAAGUUCCUAGAGAUGAAACACCCCCCUCCCCAAAAAAGAGAAUAUAGGAGGAGGAAAGACUUUUCCUUGUCAGAGAAGAUGAUGUUGAGUCACGGAACCUCCAGUCUCUCUCAGGAAAGUCUCCCUAGUAGGGAGGCCAGUGUUUCCUCAGCGUGGAGGCAUCUAAAGAGUCACAAAGCUACCACAAGUUUGCACUUCAACAAAGAAAGGAUCGUAGAUCGACUAAAUAACUGACCUGAUUUAAUGAUUGUUCUCAAUGCUGUGAGCAGAGUUUUUGUUGUUGGGGCUCAUAAAAGAAUGUAUACGUUUCUGACUGGCUAAAUGUGAUGUGAUAUGAUGUAGACAGUUGUAUAGCUAAAU
Molecule: messenger RNA, 1118 nt
Organism: Chanos chanos (milkfish)
Lineage: Eukaryota; Metazoa; Chordata; Actinopteri; Gonorynchiformes; Chanidae
Gene: mrasa
Product: muscle RAS oncogene homolog a
Exons: 6
Coding region: 112-738 (208 amino acids)
Biological process (GO): signal transduction
Cellular component (GO): membrane
Molecular function (GO): GTP binding; GTPase activity
Source: RefSeq, a predicted model, not a curated record